CUUAGGUAUUCCUCAGCACCAGGAGAGGGGCUUGGAUCCUGAAUCGUGUAGGGGACUGUGGAUAUCCUUUUGAUGUGGUACACUUUUCUCGACUUAAACAUCUUCUAUCAAAGAUAUGCGGUCAAGCAUUAACAAGUACAUUUUUUGAAAAACGUAUGAAUCAAAGAUUUGAUCAUGAAAUGUUUGGCCUGAAGCCUAAACACAGAGCUCUGAGCCAGCAUCCAACAGUAAAUGAUGAUCUGCCUAACCGUAUAAUUUCUGGCUUGGUGAAGGUGAAAGGAAAUGUGAAGGAAUUCACAGAAACAGCUGCCAUAUUUGAGGAUGGCUCCAGAGAGGAUGACAUUGAUGUUGUUAUCUUUGCAACAGGCUAUAGCUUUGCCUUUCCUUUUCUUGAAGAUUCUAUCAAAGUGGUCAAAAAUAAGAUAUCCCUAUAUAAAAAAGUCUUCCCCCCCAACCUAGAAAAGCCAACUCUUGCAAUCAUAGGCUUGAUUCAACCCUUAGGAGCCAUUAUGCCGAUUKCAGAGCUCCAAGGACGCUGGGCUACUCAAGUAUUUAAAGGGCUAAAGAAAUUGCCCUCACAAAGUGAAAUGAUGGCAGAUAUAUCUAAGACUCAAGAGGAAAUGGCAAAAAGGUACGUGGAAAGCCAACGCCAUACCAUUCAGGGAGACUACAUUGAUACCAUGGAUCAGAUUGCUGAUUUGGUGGGAGUCAAGCCUAAUCUACUGUCUCUGGCCUUCACUGAUCCCAAGCUAGCAUUACAGUUAUUUUUGGGACCUUGUACUCCAGCCCAGUUUCGUCUACAAGGCCCUGGAAAGUGGGAUGRGGCUCGAAAAACCAUCUUGACCACACAUGAUCGUAUCAGGAAGCCUAUGAAGACAAGAGUAAUUGAAAAGAGUAAUUCCACAGCUUUAACAAAGACAAUGGGCAGGAUUAUGCUAGCUGUUAUUUUCUUUGCAGUGAUUAUGGCUUAUUUUUAGAAGUCCCAUUGUCAAAAACCUGGCUUUCAUUGGGAAGCUCAAUCUAGAGAUGGCUUCCAAACCUAACAAGAUUGAACAAUUCUCA
Messenger RNA from Urocitellus parryii (Arctic ground squirrel), 1062 nucleotides. The record is from RefSeq and is a predicted model, not a curated record. NCBI's taxonomy places the organism in Eukaryota, Metazoa, Chordata, Mammalia, Rodentia, Sciuridae.